CGAUGGGAGGGGUGGAGGUUGAACUUGGCAGGCGACGCCUCCUCUCUUGCGGCUGCUGCUGCCGCUGCCGCCGCUGCGGCUCCGGCUCGACUAGGGUGGGGGACUGGAGAGAGUGAGGGUGGGUUUUGCUUUGCAACUUCUCAUAGCGCAAGAAAGGGGGGGGGGGGAGCGGCGGCUGCAGACUUUGCUGCACAGACGAUGCGUGGGUGGGGGGAACCUUCCUGCAUGCAACUCCCUCGGGGCCAAAUGUACGUAUGCUAUCCCCCCCCUAAUGUUCGCCCGAGGGCGUGUCUGACGGUCAAGUCUGAGAGAUAGACUAGUACGCUGCACCGCGCCCCCUUCCUUGCCUCCUCCUUCCCCAACCCUUAUGUGUGCCUUGGGGGCUGCUCGCUGCCACCCCUACCCCUCUCCUCCACCGCGGUCCAGAACUGUAUUCCUUUUCAGGCGUCUUUUCCUAAGACACCUAAAGUAUCUCGUGCUGGCCGUGGCCGGACCACCUCUGCCUAGUUGUCCCCUGGAGAAAGCCGUCCCCCUGCCCGGCCCCGUGUCCCAGACUUGUGGACUUUGUGCACUAGGCACUCUCCCCCACCCUCCGCCCCCCGCCAGCCCAGUUCCCUCCUUGAGGACUGCGGGCCUCGCCGGUCCUCUGUCACAUGCAUCACCCACCGGGUAUUCUUCGUCAUCCCCGUCAUUAGAAUUGAUCUUCUAAGUCAGCUCAGCCUGGAGAAAUGGAGUGGGGUGGGGGUGGGAAGGAAAGGAGAAAAAGAAACUACACAAACUAAGCUUCUCUGCUUCUUCUCUCUCCAAAGAAAGACCAGCUGGUAUUAACUAAUGGACACAAAAGAAUCGUUAAGUCCCUCGUGUGGAGAAGAAACCACCAAGAGUAUACAUGGUCGGAGCAGAGGAAAUGUAAUGGACUUUUAUAAAACGAUAAGGGGUGGAGCUGCUGUGAAAAUUCCUGUAUCUUCACCGUCACUGGCUGCUGCUUCUCAGUCAGACUCUAAGCAACAGCAACAGCAGCAGCAGCCUAUUUUGGGUGACUUUUCUAAAGGCACAGCAGGCAGCGCACAGCAGCCAGAUCUAUCUAAAGCAGUCUCACUAUCAAUGGGACUCUAUAUGGGUGACACAGAUUCAAAAGUAAUGGGAAAUGAUCUGGUAUUCCCUCAACAGGGCCAAAUUGGUGUUUCUUCUGGUGAAACAGAUUUUAGGCUUCUUGAAGAGAGCAUCGCAAGCCUCAAUAAGUCAGCCAGGGUGCCUCAAAGCCCCAAGAGUUCAACAUCUUCUGCCACAGACAAUGAAUUUCCAACAAAAUCUAAUUGUGAUAAAGCUUUAGAAAAGCCGACUUUUAAAAAGGGCUCGGCUGGCACUAAAGAUGGCAAUGCAAAAUUGUAUACUGAAGACCAAAGUACCUUUGACAUUUUGCAGGAUUUGGAAUUGUCUGCUGGGUCUCCAGGUAAAGAGACAAAUGAAAGUCCUUGGAGAUUAGACCCCUUGUUAGAUGAAAACUGUUUGCUUUCUCCUUUGGCAACAGAUGAUCCAUUUCUAUUAGAAGGUAAUGCAGAUGAAGACUGCAAGCCUCUUAUUUUGCCGGACACUAAGCCUAAAAUUACUGAGCAGGGGGGCCUAAUUUUACCCAGUUCUAAUAUGCCAUUACCUCAAGUGAAAACAGAAAAGGAAGAUUUUAUUGAACUUUGUACUCCUGGCGUAAUUAAACAGGAGAAACUGGGCCCAGUUUACUGUCAAGGAAGUUUUUCUGGGGCAAAUAUAAUUGGUAACAAGAUGUCUGCCAUUUCUGUUCAUGGUGUGAGUACCUCUGGGGGACAGAUGUACCAUUACGACUUGAAUACUGCAUCCCUUUCUCAGCAGCAAGAUCACAAGCCUGUGUUUAAUGUCAUUCCACCCAUUCCUGUUGGUUCAGAAAAUUGGAAUAGGUGCCAGGGAUCUGGAGAUGACAACUUGACUUCCUUGGGAACUCUGAAUUUCACCAGUCGAUCUGUUUUUUCAAAUGGAUUUUCGAGCCCUGGAAUGAGACCAGAUGUAAGCUCUUCUCCAUCCAGUUCCUCCACGACAACGGGACCACCCCCCAAGCUCUGCCUUGUUUGCUCAGAUGAGGCUUCAGGAUGUCAUUAUGGAGUUCUAACUUGUGGAAGUUGUAAAGUCUUCUUCAAAAGAGCAGUGGAAGGGCAGCACAAUUAUCUUUGUGCUGGAAGAAAUGAUUGUAUCAUUGAUAAAAUUCGAAGAAAAAACUGCCCAGCAUGUCGUUACCGAAAAUGUCUCCAAGCUGGAAUGAACCUAGAAGCUCGAAAGACAAAGAAGAAAAUUAAAGGAAUUCAGCAAACCAAUCCAGCAGCAACAAGAGAGACUUCUGAAAGUCCUGUCAACAAAACUAUGGUUCCUGCAUCACUGCCACAGCUUACCCCAACUCUGGUGUCACUCCUGGAGGUCAUUGAGCCAGAGGUGUUAUAUUCAGGAUACGACAGUACAAUGCCUGAUACCACUUGGAGGAUCAUGUCAACGCUUAACAUGUUAGGAGGGCGGCAAGUGAUUGCAGCUGUGAAAUGGGCAAAGGCAAUUCCAGGUUUUAGAAAUUUGCACCUGGAUGACCAAAUGACCCUGCUGCAAUACUCCUGGAUGUUCCUGAUGUCAUUUGCACUAGGAUGGAGAUCAUACAAGCAAUCAAGUGGAAACCUGCUGUGUUUUGCUCCUGACCUGGUCAUGAAUGAGCAGAGGAUGAAUUUACCAUGCAUGUAUGACCAAUGUAAACAUAUGCUACUUGUGUCCAGUGAAUUACAACGACUUCAGGUUUCUUAUGAAGAAUAUCUCUGCAUGAAAACCUUAUUACUUCUCUCUUCAGUUCCCAAGGAAGGCUUGAAAAGCCAGUCCCUCUUUGAUGAGAUCAGAAUGACUUACAUCAAGGAGCUGGGGAAAGCCAUAGUCAAGAGAGAAGGAAACUCAAGUCAAAACUGGCAGCGAUUCUAUCAGCUGACUAAACUUCUGGACUCUAUGCAUGAGAUAGUUGAAAGCCUUCUGAACUAUUGCUUCCAAACAUUUUUGGACAAGACCAUGAGCAUUGAAUUCCCAGAGAUGUUAGCUGAAAUCAUCAGCAAUCAGAUACCAAAAUACUCAAAUGGAAAUAUCAAAAAAUUGCUCUUUCAUCAGAAGUGACUGCCUUAAUACAAAAGGUUGCCUUAAAGAAAAGUCAGAUUUAUAGCUUUCGUCAUAGACUCUCAGACUGGUUCAUUUCUGUCCUCGUGGCGGCGUUCCUUCUGCAAUUAUGCACUACAUGUGGUUUCUAGAGGGCCAAGACUUGGACAUGAACACAGUUGCUUUGAAGCAACAGGUGCAGUAGGGAGAAAGGAAGUGAAAUACGUUGUUUUGUACAUCCUGGAAAUCAGACAUGUCAUCCUGGGGAAAGAGCUUCCCAGUAGAUAGAGGAUGGCACCCCAACUCCUGCUGCCAGGAAUCUGCAUCAUGAACAUUCUACAAGUGAUUUUCCACAACUGGUUGGAUAAAUGUUUUCUAGGACUUUUUGGUCGUGUUUUUCUUUUCUUUUUUUUUUUCUUCCCUUCUCCCCCUGUAUAGUUAAGAUCGCUUUUGAUUUAUGCAUGGUAACCCGAAAAAAAGUUUACAAAUGUAUGCCAGAAAAGGGAAGUUGUGCCUUUUAUAUAGCUAUUACUGUCUGGUUUUAGCAAUUUCCUUUACCUUUAUAUCCAGUGAACUAGGCCUGCCCAUUUUUCUUACAUCAUUUUUGUAUUCGAGUUGCCUGUUGUACAGCUGUCUGUUUCAGGUGGGCGCCCGGUUCACAGCUUUCCUAAAUAAACGCUAACCAUUAUUCUUCUUCUGUGUGAAAAUGGGUUGGUGCUUCUACCCCGAGAGCUUUUGGCUCUCAGGAGACCACAAACAAAAUUUUCUCAACCUCAAGGAUCUUUACCAAUUAUUACCCUACUGCUUUAUAAGAUAUAUCUACACAUCUGCAUAGCAAAUAGACACAGUCCCACUUGGUAACUGGUACAUGUCACCCAGUCUGGUGGCCUGCUCAAUAAGCUAUUGAUAAGCUAUGUUAACUAGAGAAUAAUUUCUAGAAAUGGCCUAAUCACACUGUUAUGGUAUAGUAAAAAACACAGGAGCAAAAUUCUGAAUGUGAAUUCUAAUUCCUGCCAGCUGUGACAUUCUCCAGUCCUCUCUUCUCAUCAGGGCUUUAUAGAAUAAGAGUCCACAGAAAGAUGGCAAGGAAAAAAUGUACGGAAUCUCAUUUGGGGGGACCCUAUUAUUAAAAAGAGAGAGAGAGACAGAGAGAGAGAGAGAGAGAGAGAGACCUUCACAGUUUUAAAAUAACCCAGGGAACUUUUUAGUCCUACCUGGUCAUUCUCUGUCUGUUCUUAAAAAUCAGUACUGGCCCACCCUGAAUUUUACCAAAACAAGAAAGCCAACUUUAUCCUGUUUUUAAAAGGCUCUGUUCAUUGAACCACAAAAUCAAAACAAAUAAACAAAAAAUGUGGCUGGACACCCAUUUUCACAUUCCCAUCUCGCAUCAAUUGGUUCCUGUCUCCUGGGGUACAGGAGACCUUUAGCUAUGAAUUUUUGUGAUUUCCAAUCGUGUUGUCAGACUUUUGUGUUUGUGAGGCUUACACAUCUCUUCCUCUCCACUUUCUUGUGUGCCAUAAACUUGACAGGGGUCUUGUGAAUCUCUCCUCCUCACUAUGGGUGAUCAUUUUAGAAGAUUUAGAAGCUGUAGUAGCCCUUUCUGUGUGCACCUUACCGACUUUCUGUAAGCUCAAAACUUAACCUAUUUGCUGAGCCGCGACAGGAAUUGAUUUUUAUUCAGUGGCCAAAUUAUUUGUGUAAUAGAAACUAAAAAAAAUCUAAUAUUAAAAAUAUGAAACUUCUAAUAUAUUUUUAUAUUUAGUUCUACUUUCAGAUAUACGUAUAUAUAUAAAUAUAUAUAUAUCAUAUUGGUAUUCACUAAUCCAGGAAGGGAAGGGCUACUGCAGCUUUACAUGCAAUUUAUUCAAGUGAUUGUAAAAUAGCUUGUAUAGUGUAUAAUAAGAAUGAAUUUUUAGAUGACAGAUUGUUUUAUCAUGACAUGUUCUAUAUUUUUCAUAGGGUUCAGAGAAAUGCAGAAAGGUAAUCUAAACGAUUUAUAGUUUGUGUGUGAGUGUUCAUUUAGUUGGCACAGGUCCCCAGGAAGUUGUCCAUAGAUGAGAAGAGAGGGACUGAGGAGGCAAUCCUACAUGUGGCCAUUUUGCAGGUCAUGUCCUAUCAACUUGUGAACAGAAUCAUCCCAACAUCUGGAAUUCCAACCAUCUUUCUUGUCCAGACAGUGAGUCUGUUUUCCCUACAGGCUGGUUUGAACUGCUCGGGGAAAAAGAAUGGGAACGAAGGAAGAAAGAAAGAAAAAGAGAAGGAAGAAAGACAGACACAAACCAGGGGGAAUAACAUGUGGGCGCUGGCCAAUAGCAGGGUUACUUUCACAUACAGCCUCUCAUACAGCUUAGCAAAAACAGUGGCUUCAGGAGCUUGGCAAUAAUAAUGCACACAGGUACCAGCAAUAUGUAUAUAUAUACUGCAGAACAUCACAGUUUUCACUCACAAUACACUAAUUCCUUUCUGUCCUAUGGCAAGGUUUCACUUCCCAUUCAAGUGAGGUAGUGAGACUUUUCUUGGAUUGCUUUUCAAAUGCUACAAGCUUCAGUAUUUGAUAUGCUUUUUGCUUUUUUUUUUAAUGGAAUAAUUGCUUGCUUUUUUUUUUCAAAUGCACAAUAAAAGGGAAUAUUUUUUUUCCUGGUGGCCAGGAUCCAAGUGUUACUGUAAAAUAUUUUUCAUCUAGCUGGAGGGGAAAUUUUGCAGUGCCUCAAAUAUUGUUUUAAGAUCACAAUAAGUUUAGGUUUCAAAACGUGUUCCAAGAAAAGAAAGUUCUACUCAAAGAAUGUGGUCAAUACCAGUUUUCUCCCAAGUUUGAGAAAUAGCGUGUCCUGAUGGUCUGCUGGGGGAAGAUCCUCUUGGCAGUUGUGAGAUUACCAUGAAGCCAUUCACUGGGGAAAGAAUGGCACCCAUCCUUUGGUGAUGAACAUAAAUGCAAAUGGAAUGCAAUUUUAACUAGGUCAAUGUGCAUGGGCUGCAACUGUGGAUUUUGGACAAAAGUUAGACCAGAUGCUACUUGCAGGCAGCCUUCAUCCUCCCAUUAAUAUUUCAUUAUUCACACGGAUUUCUGUUGAUAUUCCCUUUACUGUGAGUUAUAAGGCAUGUGUGUUCAUACAGGAAGCUACACCAUUAAAAAUGCUUCCGGUUAAAGUUCAAAAAUGAGACCCUUCUUUGGUGAAUUUAUGAUGUGAUAUGGGGGUACCACAGGGAUAGACUGAGGUGAUUAGGAAACAAAAUCUUACGCCCUCCUGGUAUCUGCUAUUCUCUUCCAUCUUAGCAGGGGAGAUGAAAGGGAACCAGCUCUCAACCAGUCUCCCCCCAUGCAGAAGUAGGAGAGGGAAUCUAUGGUAUCCACCUUCUCUUCCUUGUAACAUCGUUCACCUCCCUUUGAAGCCAAGCCCCAAAGGAACCCCUGAACCCAAAGGGAAGAUGAGCCGGCAUUUGGUUUAUGACAAUGGAAAUGGCAUAGAAAGAGAUUCCCAGAAUGGCUUCUAACCUUGCUUUAAAGUAGAACAAAAAAGAGCCCUCUCACCUGCAGUGAGGCAGUACUCAACUGUCCCUAAUCCACAGGUUUCAGAUUGCCUUCUGAAAGACUUGUCUCGAUGCUCCAAAGAACAUAAGACACUAGCGUCCAUGGGUCCCUUUGCUUUGAGAAAGGGAUGGGAUCUCGCUGAGUCACACAGAAAGGUCGUAGGUAUUAAUCAUCAUAUGUAUUUCAUUAGCCUGUUUCCAGCAUAGGGACAGGGGAGGGGAAGGAGAGAAAUACAAGGAGAAUGCAUUUAAACAGUAUUUUAAAUGGCACAACUGUCAUCCAAAACCAGUCAUGUAUUCCAGGUCUCGGUACAUCACUGUCUGUCGAUGUGCUGAGACGAGAGCCUCAUUUUUAGGAAAGGAAUCGAGUCUCUUUCAAAGAAGGAUUUUGCUUUCUGAUGAAAGGCUGUGUGUAUGAAAAUAGCCCCCUUAGGUAUUUUACCUUGCUUAACUACAUAUAGAUUCAAGUGUGUCGAUAUUCUAUUUUGUAUAUUAAACAAAACUUAUGUAAUGGGGACAGAUCUAUAUUAUACUGUGUAUGGCAUUAUUAAAAAGCUUUUUCAUUAUUUUUUAUCACAGUAAUUUUAAAAAGUGUAAAAAUAAUUAAAACCAGUGACUCCUGUUUAAAAAAAUAUAUAAAAGUUGUAGUUUUUUAUCCAUGCUGAAUAAUUCUGUAGUAAAGGAAGAAUAAUUCUGUAGUAAAAACGUGUCUUUUUCACCCACUCAGUGCAACAGUGGACUGUAAAAUCUAGUGUGGAAAUGUUUAACUUCUACUUUUCGUUUUAAUUCGCCGUCCCAAUAAUAUCACCCCACACGUUUGUACAGAAUUGGCAGUAAAUGGUAGUCAUUUACAGCUAUGUCAAAUCAUGGCCAGAAAUCAUAAUAAAAACCUGCUUUUUCCAUCAA
Molecule: messenger RNA, 7578 nt
Organism: Monodelphis domestica (gray short-tailed opossum)
Lineage: Eukaryota; Metazoa; Chordata; Mammalia; Didelphimorphia; Didelphidae
Gene: NR3C1
Product: nuclear receptor subfamily 3 group C member 1
Biological process (GO): regulation of DNA-templated transcription; nuclear receptor-mediated glucocorticoid signaling pathway
Cellular component (GO): nucleus
Molecular function (GO): sequence-specific DNA binding; steroid binding; nuclear glucocorticoid receptor activity
Source: RefSeq, a predicted model, not a curated record